AUGGCAUCGCUCAGUUCAACCAAUAGAUGGAGUGUACGAAUUUCUCCACUUCCUACAUCUAUAAACUACAGUACAUUUGCCCGAGAACUUCGUCUACCAACGUCUCGUGUCUUUAUUCCAAAAUCUGUGAAGAAUAAUACAUCAUGCGCAUGGAUCAAUGAUUUCAAUACUAAACAAGAUGCAGAUGAAUUUGUCCGUCAAUGGUCCGGAGCUAUAAUUUUGGGACAACAAAUCAGAUGCGUUGCAUUACCAUCGAAACGGAACGAUACCAAUUCUUCAUAUACGCCUUCACAAACGCACGACUUGCAUUCAUUAAGAAAGCCUAGGUUACGACAAGAAAAGUCUAGCGUACCAUUACCGAAACCAAGUCGAACUGAAUACUGCAUUGGAGAUAGAUCAUCAACAAGAAAUUUGAUAGAACAGUCAGACGUGCACAUAGCAGACGAAGAAGACGACGAUGUUUCAUCGGAUGACGCAAGUAGUUUAAUCAGUGACUCAUGUUCGUCAAUAACUUCGGUGCACUCAACUCUGUCGACAAAUAUGAAAUCGCAACGAUGUCAGUAUGGUGUGAAAUGUUUUAACGUGGAUUGUACUUAUAAUCAUUCGGAUGGUUGGAAUCCUUGUAUGGAUGGAGAAAAAUGUAUCAAUUCUGACUGCACAGCUACUCAUCCCCCUCAACGAAGUGGGCAAUGCUUCAGUGGCAGUCGUUGUCUGAGAAGAAAUUGCAAGUAUCUACAUCCAAAAACACGUCCUGUGGAAUGUCAUUUGCGUACAAAAUGUAACAAAUGGGAUUGCACAAAGUUACAUCCAUGCACUCGAACUCGACCGUGCCCGAAGCAAUCGAAAUGUACUGACCUGUCUUGUUCAUGUUUGCAUCCACCAGAACGCAAUGCAACACUUUGUAUGCUCGGUGCUGAUUGUCGAGAUAUUUCCUGUACACUAAACCAUCCGUCGGAACGUCCAACACGAUGCGAUCAACCUGAUACAUGCUGCGAUGUUAACUGUAUUCGUCUGCAUUAUACGCAAUGGGAUUCAAAUGAGAUAGCCGAAAGUCAACAGAUCAUCAGGAAAAAUCAAUCAAAAAGUCUUGAACAGCGAAUGAAAGAACGUUUAGUCGCUCAUUUACCAAUUCUUUCUGCUCGAGAAGAAUUUUGUCGACGUCUUCAACACGAACGUAUUUUGAUUGUUACUGCUGAGACGGGCAGUGGAAAAAGUACGCAAUUACCUCAAUAUGCAGUAGAAUAUUUCGGUUCACUCGUCGUCUGUACUCAACCCCGUGUUGUUGCUGCACUCUCACUGGCUCGUCGUGUUGCUGAAGAAUACGAUGGGAUUGUUGUUGAACUUUGA
Adineta ricciae is the source of this 1347-nucleotide messenger RNA. The record is from the annotation of a GenBank genome assembly. Lineage: Eukaryota; Metazoa; Rotifera; Eurotatoria; Adinetida; Adinetidae.